This is a messenger RNA of Perognathus longimembris pacificus (Pacific pocket mouse), 2179 nucleotides long. RefSeq names its product LY6/PLAUR domain containing 1 (gene Lypd1). Gene Ontology annotation, biological process: acetylcholine receptor signaling pathway. The coding region runs from base 710 to 1135 and encodes 141 amino acids. The transcript has 3 exons. The record is from RefSeq and is a predicted model, not a curated record. Gene Ontology annotation, molecular function: acetylcholine receptor inhibitor activity. Lineage: Eukaryota; Metazoa; Chordata; Mammalia; Rodentia; Heteromyidae.
GGGCCAGACCCCGUCCCUGGGGCGCUGAAGAUCACCCGGAGAGAGCCUGGGACAUGAUGGGGAGCUCGCCCCUGCGCACCAAGGCCCAGCAGUGUUUCGCGACCCCACUGCACAGGUCCCAGAGUCUGUGCCGGCUUGGCCCCCCCGCUGCACCUGCUGCGCCCCACUUCAAAUCUCCCAACCCUUGAAAACUGCACGCCCCCCCCCCCCCCCGCGCCGCCCUCGGCACCCCUUUCCCGGCACCUGCAGAGGCGAGAGAAAAGGGCGGCAGGAAGGAGGUGGGGACGUAGAGAGACAGUCGACAGUCCCAGCCUCCCCUGCCCGCCACCCCCACUCCAACUCAACAGCUGUCACGUGGUGCCUGGAGUGGCGGGGGGGGGGGGGGCGGCGGGAGAAGAGGCGAGACUUUUUUUGGGUGCUUCGGAUCGCCAGUAGUUCUUCAGUCCAAGCCACCAACUCCGGAGGUGCCAAGCUUGGCCCGAGAGCGCGGGCGAGAGCCGUGGGGACCCGCCGCUGAGAGCCCCGGCGCGGGCGAUGCGGGCGCCGCGGGCGACACCUGCGGCUCCUCUCGGUGGCGGCCGUCGCUCGGGCGGCAGCAGCGCGGGCCGCGGCAGUCUCCGCAGCCACGGUGACCGCGGCGCGGGCGUCCCCGGCGGCGGCCGCCGCCUCUGAGGCGCCUGCCCGCUCCCGGCUCCGCGGCUCCGGGAGGAUGUGGGUCCUCGGCAUCGCGGCAACUUUUUGCGGAUUGUGCUUGCUUCCAGGUUUUGCGUUGCAAAUCCAAUGCUACCAGUGUGAAGAAUUCCAGCUGAACAACGACUGCUCCUCCCCUGAGUUCAUCGUGAACUGUACGGUGAACGUUCAAGACAUGUGUCAGAAAGAAGUUAUGGAGCAAAGUGCCGGAAUCAUGUAUCGCAAGUCAUGUGCGUCCUCCGCGGCUUGUCUCAUCGCCUCCGCCGGCUACCAGUCCUUCUGCUCCCCAGGGAAACUGAACUCGGUGUGCAUCAGCUGCUGCAACACCCCUCUUUGCAAUGGGCCAAGGCCCAAGAAAAGGGGCAGCUCUGCCCCAGUCCUCAGGCCAGGGCUCCUUACCACCAUCCUGCUCCUCAAGUUAGCCCUCUUCAUGGCCCACUGCUGAAGCUGAAGAAGAUGCCACCCCUCCUGCAUCAUUCUGGCCCUCACUCUCCCACCCCUCCAAGUUUUCUUCUGAGUGUCCUUUUAUUCUGGGUAGAGAGGAGAGCUUUUGUUGUUGUUGUUGUUGUUAUUCCUUUGCAAAGAAUGAAAGAGCCCAAAACACUGUUGUGAGCUCUGAAUCCAUUACUUCAGUCUGAAAUUUCAGUGUGUGUCUGAAGGAAGGGAGCGUAGCUAAAUUUCUGUGUCCUGUCCCAGUACCAGAUUCAAAGCCAGGCAAGCUGAUAUAUCAACACUUUGGAAGUCACCAAGGUGGGCCCCUGCCCUUUCCAAAGCCCCCCAUCUCCUAGCUUCCAUUCUGUCCUUGAGAAUAGAAAAGUAUGUUUUGGGACUGCUAUGGGAAAUAAGAUUGUCUCUCUGGGGGGAAGGCUAGUUCCUACUUAAGACUCCACACCUGAUGGUUCACACUUCAUGCUCCUCCUGCAAGCCAUUCUCUGCGGCCAGAUUGACUGGUUUUGCCUCAGAGUUGGGCUGUGGUGACUCACAACUCGAUGGCUGGGGCUUGGGAGCUGGCUCUGCCUCACACUGAAACGUGCUUAAGAAAACCUUAUUAGUUCUCCUUGCAGAGGAAUUGCGCUGGGAGCUCAAGAAGAUGAGAGGGCUGCGGGCCGAGCUGGCACUCCCGGUGGUGGAGCUCUUGUGGGAACGCAGGCGUCUCUGCUGAUUGGCAUGCUGUAGCGUCAGGUGACAACGCAACACCUGCCCGAACACCUUGCGGAACUGCUGUGAGGACACGUUGUACAGGAGCGGGUUGAUCACUGAGCUGAGGUAGAAGAAGGUGUCUGAGAAAGGGAGGAGAAUCAUGUAUGCCCGGAAGUAGGACCUGGUCCAGUCGUGCUUGGGUUUGGCUGCAGCCAUGAUUCUCCGGAUUUGGUUUGGCAUCCAGCACACAGCCAGUGUCACAACAAUUAGCCCUGAGCAGGAGAGAAAAAAGGAGACAGGGAAAGGGGAAACAGCAUGAGAACAAAAAUAAAUAAAUAACCAUAAAAUA